CAGUUAGAGGUUGAUCCUUAUGGAUUUUAUAUGAGAAUAGCGUCCCCAACUCCUAGGAACUAGCUAUCACAUAGGGCGCGAAAAGAGGAAGCAGAUAUAUGGAGACAACUCCGACAAAAAUUUGAUAUGGAGAGUUCAAGAUCAAAUUCGGAGAAGGAAACACCUUCAAAACCAGAAGAAAAAUAGGCGGAGGUGGUUUCUAAAGCAUAGGAGACUGAACAAGAGCAUGUCCCAAUGGAGACAGGACAAGAGGGCACUACUCAGAUACCACAAACACAUAUUGAAGCAUCUAAUGGUGCAGGGAAGGCAAAGGAAGAUAUACCAGUGGACAAUGAUACCAUUAAGAAAUGCAACAAUGUAGCUGGUAGAGCAGGAGCAGUGAAACAACUUACAGCUUGUAAUAUUAAAGUACAAACGCAAAGGAAGCUAGGAGGGAGGGUGUGGAGAAGACAAGAACAAGGGAGGACAAGGGAAACAAACCCUCCACAGCUUACCCUGCAAAAGAGAGGACUAAAAUCUACGGAGGAGAACAUCUUUCAGGGGGAAAAUGAGAGAAAAAGUCAGAAGAAGGCGAAGACUUUAGUUUUCCCCAAACCAGCAGACACAGAGGACCUCAAACACAAUGAGCAGAUGGUUGGCGAUGUGGCGGACCCUGAUAGUACUCAGGGCCGCCUAGCCCAAUGAUCAUCCUAAGUUACAACUGUCGGGGGCUCGGGAAUACCCCGACAGUUGAGAAGGUGAAGACGUUGUUAAGUCAAACCAAUCUCGAAGUGGUCUUCUUGAUGGAGACGCGACAGUACAAAAAAGAAUGGAAACAAAAGAUAAAAGAGUUUGGCUACUAUGAUGGGCAAGGAGUAGCAACAAGAGAGAAUAGAGCUGGAGGACUACUCCUCAUGUGGAAAGAAGAAGUUUUAGUGGAGGUGAAAAAUUGUACAAGAAAUUACAUAGAUGCAAAGGUCAAGUGGACUAACUCUCAGAGAGAAUGGCGCUUGACUGGCAUUUAUGGAUGGCCAGAAACAAAAAACAAGCGUAAGACCUAUGAACUGCUUAAAGAGCUCUACCAUAGAGUUCAAAUGCCUUGGUUGGUGGUGGGAGAUUUCCACUUGAUAACUGAUUACCUAGAGAAGAAUGGAAACCACAGUUCUGAGGUUAGAGAAAUGGACAUGUUCAGACAGGCCCUAGACUACUAUGGCCUGGAGGACUGUGGGCACUAUGGUUGAACCUUCACUUGGGAUAACAAUAAAAAUGAUGGGGAUUACACUGAAGAGAGGUUAGAUAGGGCAUUGGGAACAAAGGAGUGGAUGGACUGCUUCCCUAAUAUGAGGGUGUAUCAUUUGGAUCGAUGUGGCUCAGACCACAUCCCAAUACAAGUAAAGUUGGACCUAGAAGACGAAGAAAUUACCUGGGGAUGAUGCUUCAGGUAUGAGCCUUACUGGGAAAGGCACAAAGACUGUCGAACAGUAAUUGAGGAGGGAUGGAUGGCACAGAGACCUGUUGGCAUAAUGGACAGAGUGCAGAGCUGCAGGGAUAAACUCCAAACCUAGAGCUCUGAAGCUUUUGGAUCCCUGAAAAAGAGAAGAAAGCAAGCUGAGAAAGCUCUGAGGAUUCUGGAAAAGAGGAAAAGAUCAAAAGCAGUGUUACUGCAAAGGAAAGUAAUAGAGAAGAAACUUAAUGAUAUUAUUCUACAAGAGGAAAUUAAAUGGAAACAGAGUUCUAGGGAGGAUUGGUUCAAAGAAGGAGACCAAAACACAGGCUAUUUCCACCGAAAAGCAUCUGAAAGACGAAGAAGGAAUACAAUCAGAAAACUUCAAGAUGAAACGGGGAAAGUUUUCACAGGUCAACAGGGGUGAUCCACUGCCUAGUCACUUAUCUGAAGACCUUAUUUAAGGCAGGAACAAGACCAGGCAAUAACACAAUCAUGGAGGCAGUAAUAGCAAAAGUCACCCCAGAAAUGAACCAGGAGCUUCUUUUGCCUUUUACGGAUGAGGAAAUUUGGUAUGCUCUUAAUUCUUAAACACAUGGGGCCAAAUAAGGCUCCAGGGUCUGAUGGUAUGCCAACAAGAUUUUCCAAAAGAAUUGGACAGUCGUGGUGCCAGCAGUAAAAGAGGAACUUAGAAGCUAUUUAGAGAGUGGUGAAUUUCCCCUGAGUUGAACCACACUCUAAUAGCUUUGAUACCAAAAACGAAAAAACCUACAACUCGUAUUGAAUUCAGGCCAAUCAGUCUAUGCAAGGUUUUGUACAAGAUUAUGUCCAAAGUCCUAGCCGUCUGCACAAAGUUAUUGGAGAGGCACAAAGUGCUUUUGUGCCUGGUAGGUUUAUAACUGAUAAUGUUCUAGUUGCUUUUGAAUGCUUUCAUGCCAUGAAACAAAAAGAAAGCAAAACAGGGGCUGAUGGCAGCAAAACUGGACAUCUCUAAAGCUUAUGAUAGGGUGGAGUGGUCUUUUCUUCAGGAAAUGAUGAUGAAGUUAGGUUUUGAGGAGUGUUGGGUUAAACUGAUUAUGAACUGCAUCACCACUAUUUCUUAUUCGGUGUUAGUCAAUGGCCACCAAUCUGAGACUUUCACCCCGGAAAGAGGUUUGAGACAGGGAGAUCCUAUCUCUCCUUAUCUAUUCUUGAUGUGCGUUGAAGGUCUUUCUGUUCUCACUAGUAAGGCAGUUAAUGAAGGGAGGCCACAUGA
Molecule: messenger RNA, 2678 nt
Organism: Linum trigynum
Lineage: Eukaryota; Viridiplantae; Streptophyta; Magnoliopsida; Malpighiales; Linaceae
Source: the annotation of a GenBank genome assembly